GGCAGAGCUUCGCGAGGGCGACAGUCGACUGCUGUGAGUGCUCUCGGAGAGGCCCAGGCGGCGGCGGUUCCUCUCGGGUUACGGUGAAGAAUGUCAGCCACUAGCGUGGAUCAGAGACCUAAAGGGCAAGGAAAUAAAGGUUAGAAAAACAUCCAUCGCACCUAACAGCCAACAUUUGCAUAGUUCCUGUGUUCGAAGCUACGUUUGUAGAACCCGAAGUACUAAGGAAGAAACAGCUGUCUUGGUUGUAUUUCAGUGAACGUAAUGUUACUUCUUCAGUUUACCAUUUUAUGUUUGUUACAUAACUUAGGUCAUACUUUUUUCUACAUUUGUGUACAGUUAGAUAAGUUUUUAAAGUGUCUGGAUUAUAUUUGAACUUGGCAGAUCACAUGGCGUUCUAUGUCACAUUGGUGAAAAUCACGCCCUUAAUCACAGAUUCCAUAGAAGUUGCUUUCAAGGAGGCAACAACAGUAUAGAACUUGUAACAAGUAUGUAACUUAGUGGAUGGCUCUGAUUGGAAGGUGUGUCUCAAUCUGGUUACUUACAAAAGCCUGAGAAGGAAAUUUUUUGUGCAGUUAUUGCUAGUAUUAUAUGAUUUGCUAUUUAAAAACCACCAUUAAAAGUAAGGCAGCUAAAACAUAAAUGUAGUUUUUUGUAUUUUUGCUUGUGGAACAAAGUUGUCAGCUGACUGAAACAUGACAUUAACAUGUGAUUAGUGUAGAACAAUAACUCCUUUCUUGAGGUGGUGCCAAUUAAAGAACAUUACAAUGAGCUAUAUAUUUGUUAACGUUUUUUCUAGUGCGGGAAAUGACACUAAAUACAGUUACCCUUCCUUUUUUUGUUUGUUUUUUGUUUGUUUGGGUUUUUUUUUCUUUCCCCAGUAAUCAAGUACUACUUAAAAAAUAAGAUCUUAAUAGCCCUUUUGGUGUAGGUUUCAUGUUUCUACUGAUGCUUUUAAUAUUUUUUUCAAGGUUUCUACGUGGCAAGGGCAGUUAAUUAGAAAUAAUAGUGCUCUACCCAGAAUAACUUUCUUCUUGAAACACUACAUUUUAUAUAAGAAUUUAUAUAUAUACUAAAUACAUUGUAGUGUGUUAGCUAAUAAACUUUAUUUUAAUUAGCGUUUUAGCAUGUGAACAUUUGGGAAUUUUUAAUUCAUAGAAUUCGUUUAUUUUAGUUAUAACUGUAAACUUCAGAAUUACAGGUUAAUUUAAAAUUAGUUAUUAAACAUUUGUAAGUUUAAGAGGAAUUUUUUUUCUUUUCCUUUUUUUGGCUAAUCUGAGAUCAUCUGAAAUUUCUGGUCAUUAUUGCCUAGUAUAAACUAUUUUAUUCUAGAACUAUGGCACUUUGCAAGGCUGUUUGAAAUGCUAAGUAUUUUAUGUUACCUGUUUUAAGGUAAGUGACGGCUAUGAAGUUGUUUUUUUUUUUGUUUUUUGUUUUUUUUUUUUUUUUUUUGAUAAAACAAAGUAGAUCAUCCAGAUUGGGUAUUAUAAACUAGUUCUGUAGUUCUGUAUUACCACACUUUUGGUUCCUUGAGACUCACUUCAUUUUGGUAUGACUUAUUGAUCUGUCUGCUGAUAUACUUAUAAAUCAGCUGAUAGAGACUAGCUAGCUAUAGAUUGCAUCACUCUCUGCUUAAAUUUUACAGGUGAGAAUUUUAGAUUGUUAGUAUCGCUUCUGUUGUUUUAGAUACCCACACAAGUUAUUUUUUGAAUAGUUUUUUUUCCUGCAAAUUUUCCUUUAUUUUAUAACUUUUUAAUAAUUUUAUCCUAGAAUGAAGAUUAUAGACUGGGAUUUUGUUUUGUAGUCCUGUUCCAGUACCAUAUGGAGCUACUGAUUUACUAAGUCUGUUAUACAUUUUUGUUACAGUUUCUCUUUUGUAAACAAAAUAACUAAAUUUUGAUAAUAGAGGGAUUAUUAUAAUUGCAAUAGCUUUUUGCUCUAGUUGCUGUUUUUUCAAUUAUUUCUUAUCCUCUUGUGAGGAGGAGAAGGAAAGCUACUUUUGGCUUAAAAUGAUAGAAACCAUAAUAACCUUACACAUACAUUACAAGCCAAGUCACAGCUACUAGCAAGUGGCUGUUAGGAACUUUUGUGUGUUUUUGAAAAACUUCUGCCUUAGUUUACUUAAUUUUAAGUUAGUGAAAUUAUGUUAUUGUGAGUCUGUAUACUGAUACCAGGCAGAAAAUAUAGGGUAUUUUUUUCUUUUUGCUUUACAAAAAGAUAAGAUUUGUAAUUUUGAAUUUAGAGCUUAAGAGCUUUAUGUUCCUAAGAAAUUGAUAUGAGUUAAAAUUUUGAAACUAGUUGACUUAAUAUGACUUCUGACAUGCCCUGUUUUCUGAAUUACUGGUUGACAUUGUUAGCCUAACACCCUGCUUUAUUGUCUAUUUUUCUGCAAAAUAUUUUCAAGCAUAUUCCUCAGCCUUAUUACAAUAAAGGAAUGAAAAGGAGUUCCGUCAGUUUAUUUGUGAAUGCAAAAAUGCUUCUGAAGUAUAAUUCUUGACUUUUGGUAUACAUUUUUUACAUAUUUAAUUCUUGAUUUUUUGGGUUUUUUGACCAAAUAUUUUUCUUAUGUGAAAUGUCACAAGUGCUUAUUUUUCUUGGCCAGAUAGUAUGAAAGGAUAUUGGUUAAAAUUAAUAAGUAAGAAUGGGUAGAAUAAAUAAGGAUAAUUAUUUGUUGGUUGAUAAUUUUCUUUGUUAACAAGAACUUUUGCUGUGUCUUCAUUUGUAUGUCAGAUGUUCUCUUGGGCUUCCCUCUGUCCUUUCUUUUGUCCUCUAAGUUUAUGUAAGUAAGCAACACAUAGAUGCAGUUUCCUUUCUCCUCCUUUUUCUUUCUGUAGGAGGGACACACACCUUUUCUACAACUGGAGUUUAAAAGAAUUAGGUGGAAGUUGUUUGUUUGAAUGUUUCAGAAAGGUGGGAAAACAUGAUGCACACAUCUGUUGACUUUCCUAACUUGAUGUAGUCAGGACCAGAGCAGAGAACCACCUGGCUUCUAAGGCCCAUGUUCUAUCUUGAUUUGACUUUGCUUCAUAGGGCAGAGGAAACAGGCGAAGAAUCAUUUUCAGUACAAAAUGGUUCGAUUCAUCAAAAAGAUGCUGUAAAUGAUGAUGAUUUUGAGCCAUACUUAAGUAGCCAGACAAAUCAGAAUAACAGCUAUCCACCAAUGUCAGAUCCAUAUAUGCCUAGUUACUAUGCUCCAUCCAUUGGAUUUCCAUAUUCUCUUGGGGAAGCAGCAUGGUCCACGGCUGGAGAUCAGCCCAUGCCAUAUCUGACAACCUAUGGACAAAUGAGUAAUGGAGAACAUCAUUACAUACCAGAUGGUGUUUUUAGUCAACCAGGGGCAUUAGGAAAUACCCCUCCAUUUCUUGGUCAACAUGGAUUUAACUUUUUUCCUGGUAAUGCUGAUUUCUCUACAUGGGGAACAAGUGGAUCUCAGGGACAAUCAACACAAAAUUCUGCUUAUAGUAGCAGUUACGGCUAUCCACCUAGUUCUCUUGGGAGAGCUAUUACUGAUGGACAGGCCGGAUUUGGCAAUGAUACUUUGAGUAAGGUGCCUGGCAUUAGUAGUAUUGAGCAAGGCAUGACUGGACUGAAAAUUGGUGGUGACCUGACAGCUGCAGUGACAAAAACUGUAGGUACAGCCUUGAGCAGCAGUGGUAUGACUAGCAUUGCAACCAAUAAUGUGCCCCCUGUUAGCAGUGCAGCACCUAAACCAACUUCUUGGGCUGCUAUUGCCAGAAAGCCUGCAAAACCUCAACCGAAACUUAAACCCAAGGGCAGUGUGGGAAUUGGGGGUUCUGCUGUGCCACCACCUCCUAUAAAACACAAUAUGAAUAUUGGAACUUGGGAUGAAAAGGGGUCAGUGGUAAAGGCUCCACCAACCCAACCAGUUCUGCCUCCUCAAACUAUAAUCCAGCAGCCUCAGCCAUUAAUUCAACCACCACCAUUGGUGCAAAGCCAACUGCCUCAACAGCAGCCUCAGCCACCACAACCACAGCAGCAACAAGGACCUCAGCCACAGGCCCAGCCUCACCAAGUGCAGUCUCAACAGCCACAGUUGCAGAAUCGUUGGGUAGCUCCUCGGAAUAGGGGAACCGGCUUCAACCAGAACAAUGGAACAGGCAGUGAAAACUUUGGUUUAGGUGUUGUACCUGUUAGUGCUUCACCUUCUAGUGUAGAGGUGCAUCCAGUGCUGGAAAAACUAAAGGCCAUAAACAAUUAUAAUCCCAAAGACUUUGAUUGGAACCUGAAGAAUGGACGUGUGUUUAUAAUUAAGAGCUAUUCUGAGGAUGAUAUACACCGUUCCAUCAAGUACUCUAUCUGGUGUAGUACUGAGCAUGGUAAUAAGCGUUUGGAUGCAGCUUACCGUUCCCUGAAUGGGAAAGGCCCACUCUAUUUGCUCUUCAGUGUGAAUGGCAGUGGACAUUUUUGUGGAGUGGCUGAAAUGAAGUCUGUUGUAGACUAUAAUGCUUAUGCUGGUGUUUGGUCUCAGGAUAAAUGGAAGGGCAAAUUUGAAGUUAAAUGGAUCUUUGUCAAAGAUGUUCCCAAUAACCAAUUACGACAUAUUCGCUUAGAAAAUAAUGACAACAAACCAGUAACCAAUUCAAGAGACACUCAAGAAGUACCCCUAGAAAAAGCAAAGCAAGUGCUUAAAAUAAUUGCUACUUUCAAGCACACCACCUCAAUCUUUGAUGACUUUGCACAUUAUGAAAAGCGUCAAGAGGAGGAGGAAGCCAUGCGAAGGGUAAGAAAGAAUUCAGUAAUUUUUGUGUAAGAAUUCUUCCUCAUGGGAAGAGUGUAUGGAAUGGUAUCCCUUUAUACUUGUUACAGUCUGUGAAUCAACAGUUUAAGAAACAGAACUCUAAUCCCCUCUCUCUUGCCUUUCUACUGAUCUUAAAUGUUAGCUUGCAGAAAAAAUACACUUAAAGUUUGAAGCACUAUUUUCAAAUGUUUGAUGUUGCUUUGUUUUAUUAAAAAAGUAGUCUGAGUGUGAAUGAGUAUAUGCAUGGUUUACAAAAUAUAGUAUAUAAUUUAUAGGACCAUAGCAAGUGUAAGGAAAUAGAGUAAAAGUUUGACAUUUGGAAGGGACAUAGAUUUGUUAGGGCAUGUUUUUUUAAAAUUAAAUCUGUUGCAUUUGAUUGUCUCACAUUAAAGUGCCUUCUGUGAGUAUGAGACUUGGAGAAACUUCCUGAAUUUAUAUAUAUUUGCAUAAGAUUGGUCUCUAGAUAAGGCUGACUUGAGUUACUUUCUUCAGAACUGCAGCUUCAGUUUCGAAGAAAUUUAACAAGAAUGGGGAAAGUAGGAAAUGAAUAGGGUUUUUCAUACUCAGUAAACACAUUUCCUUUGAAAACAGGCAAGAGUAAAUACCAUCUACUAUGGAAAUACUUGUGGGGAAAUUAAUCUUAAGGUGUACACUUGUCUUCAUGAAAAAAUGACAGUGAUUCAUUUCUUUUUAUGAACUCAAAUAUUGUAUGACUUCAUAUAUGUGCAGCAGAAGAAAUUGCUUCAGUUAACAUUGAGUACUGUGGUGAAUUCUGCUCAACUAAGGAUCUCCAGUAAUUAGUUUCCAAACCUUAGGGCUCAGAAGAAUUGGAGUGUUUGUGAAACACACUUCUUUAUGUAUUUAGUAAAGGAUUUUAGCUACAUUUCUAACAAGCACCCUAGGCAAUUCUGGUGCUAGUCUUACAAUGCUGGACUGCCAGAAACUGCUUUGGCGUGAUGUAGACUGCUAUUUGCACCUCAGUGGACUUGAUGAAAUGAAUUACUAAAUAUAGAGUUUUCUCGAAGUUAAAUGUGGGAAGUGAGGAAAAUAGGAGGAUCAGAAAUUGCCAGUGAGUCUUCAGCUUAGCAGUUAAAUAGUCAGAUUGUAAUUGUCAUAAGACAGUGGAUUGGGAGAAUAGUUUGGAAGGUGGAUGGUAUGAUGCAGGGAUAGAUGUGUUUUGGGGAUAUGUUUUAUUUUAAGAUUUUUGAGAAAUACAGGUAGGAACAUCCUUGAUUUUAUUUUAUUUUUUUAAAGACCGUUGAUAGGCAUGAGAGUCAGAUUUGGGGCCUUUUGUUUUUAAUAGCUGAAUCUGUUGAAAUGGGAUAAGAUUUUCUAGGAGAAAAGAUAGGGCCAGAAAAUAACUUAGAAGCCUUUUCUUUUUUCUACCACCAAUAUCUCUUUCCUACUUAGUCUGAAAAUUUAUAGUUUUGACUUUUAUUAAUUUUUGUUUUUUAAUAUAUUUUUUCUUCACUAAUAUUUAUGACAGAUGUGUUAUACCUACCUCUCGUAAUAUAUACAACAGAAAGAGAAACAGUGAGAGAAACUUUAAUUUUUUACCUUCGUAUUGUUUCAUCAUUUCCUACAUCUUUAUUUUGAAUUCAUAUAUCAGUAUUUUAGUAAGGAUAAUUUAAUGAUGAAUUUUUUUAAAGCCCUUCUAAUUAAAAGUGAGCAAAUUCUUUUAGUCAGUAAUAUACAUGAACAGUUUUGUUGGCUGUAUGAGUGUUUACUACUAUGUCUGUUAAGCAGAACAGUAACUGUAGGCUCUCCUCUAGGGCCUAUGACUAUCUAGGACCAGAUUCCUGGCCCUGGUAAUGGUGUCAGGUAUUGCUUUGCAAAAAACUUGGUUUACAAUUGUAUACACUGAAUCCAACCUUUGCUUUAAUAUUUUGAACACUUUAUAAUGGGUAAAAUCUUCUAUGUUUAUCUCCUUGCCAUUGGUUAUUUUUUUUUUUUUUAACUGAGUUUUCCCCAUUCCUGGCAAUGUGAGUUCUCCUGUUUGCUUUUUCAGGCAACAAGAUUUCUGUGGAGGAGCCAUAUAAAGUUUAGGAUGUUAGGAUCUCUAUUUCAAAUGAAAGGUUUCAAGGGAAUGUGAAGUUGUGAGAGAAAUCAAUGCUAGUCAGUAUUUGUGUAGGUACUCUCUUGGACACAUUCUUAGAUUUGAACAGACAGUUUUCAUUAUAUUUGAGUAAAAUGAAGUUUCAUGAAACAACCAACAUUUAAAAAGGAAUAGGAUAAUUCAGGAAUCAAAAGAUGUAUAAGAUAUAAAACAGAAGCCUCACCUCAUGUAGUGGUUCAUGCUUUUAAUUCCAGCACUCAGUAGGAAUAGGCAGGUGAUACCUGGGUUUGGGAUGAGUCUGGUCUACGUACCUAGUGAGUUCUAGGACAGCUGGCACUAUGUAGAGACCCUUUAAAAGCAUACAGCUGUAUACAUACAUACAUACAUACAUACAUACAUACAUACAUACAACUGUAUACUUACAUAUAUACAUACAUAUUUACAUACACACACAUAUAAAACAGUUUGUCUAGUAGGAAGGAUUUCCAUUCCUAUGUAAUUGGAGCAGAAUACUAAAAAGUUAUUGAAAAAUUAAAACAAGUUUAUCAGAUUAAAAAAAUGUGAGCAAGCAGAUUAAUGGGAAUAUACUUAUACUCUUGUGUUAGAGCUUGAUGACGUUUUAGAAGUUCAAAUUGACGAACUUAACCAAAUGCAGACUUAAUGGACUUGAAAAUACAAAAGGAAAAAGAUGUAAUGGAAAGAGAAGUGGUAUGAGUUUUUUAAGCACUAGGGGGAAAAAAAUGAAAGGGAAGGAUAAUUAUAGGAACCAUUUUCAGGAUCACAUGUUUUCAGAUUGAGUGGGCCUGCCUACCAAAUCAUUAUCAGGUUAGUAUAAAAUAAAACAAAGAACAGACAUGAAAGGAGAAAAUCUUUAAAUCUUCUAGAGCAAAAGACACUACUGAGGAAGGGUAAGCAAAAUAUUCAGAAAUGUCUUCUCUCUGGCUGUAGGUAUGAAAAGUGAAAUUGAGGCUUCUGAGAACUUAGCCUACAUAGUUCUUUUUUGUUUUUGCUGUUGUUUCUUUGUUUUUUGGGUGUUUUGUUGUUGUUGUUUUUUAAAGAAGGGGUAAAAGAGGCAUUUCAACUGAAAGAAAAAAGUUGAAGAAAUGCUGAUAAAUCCUGGUAGCUAUUGGUUAUAUUAGAAUAAAUAUCCCCCUACUCUCCCUCCUCCCCUACACAAUGAGGGUCUCAAUAUAUUUCUAAUUACAGGUUUGCUACUCAAGAGCAGAAGGAAUCUUUUUAAGCCUAACAAAAUGAGCACUUGAUUGGGAAGGUCUUGGCAGAGGGAGGAAUAUGGGAGGAAAAACAAACCUAUGGAUAAUCUUGGUUGAUACAGGGUAUUAGCUAGAGAACACAAGUAUUUGUUCUAUGUUCAUUUCUUAGUUAUUUAGAAAAAUGACUGUCACAUGGAUUUUAGUAGAUAGUGCCAAGUAUGUAAGGGUUCUAAAACAAUGGACGUCAACCUUCCUAAUGCUAUAUUGAAGGGUUCUUCAAUACAGUUCUUCAUGUUUUGCUGACCCAACUAUAAAAUUACUUUUCUUGCUGCUAUAAUUGGCCUACUGUUAUGAAUUAUAAUGUAAAUAACUGAUAGACAGGAUAUCUGAUAUGUAACCCCUACCCAAAGUGGUGGUGACCCACAGGUUGAGAACUACUGCCUUAAACAAUCUCUUGCAAAGUUUUAAUAUCUGGGAAUUUUUCUUCCUUAAUGGUCUAAUCUCUAUUUACUAGUUGUUCAAUAUUAAUAAUAGAUGCUACCUGUUGAUUUUUCUAUUUGUGCAUAUAGUAAGUUAUAAAAGUUCAGUUCUAGCUAAAUCAUUAGAUUCAGUGGGAGACACACAUUUUCUAUUUCUGAAGGAAACACAGUUUAUUGUUAAAUUUUAUGGUAAUUUAAAGAACAGUGCCUUUGGCAUAUUAUUUAAACCUCUGUGAUAUAACAUUAAAUUUGAUAAACAUCAAACUGUAGUAGGAAAUUAUAGUAUCCAAUUGAUGAAUCAAGAAUUUUAGUAGUAACAAAGUUAUAGUGAUAAGAUAGCAGCUGAAUUUAAAAUGGGGAUGUGAGAAGAGAGGAGAUUUUUCAAUCUUGAAUUCUAGGCAAGUGUUUACUCAGUCCCAGGAUCUUUAUUAUAACUUGCUUCCAGAAGAAUUGUUUGUAUGCACUGUCCCUCUGAGUAAGCUCAUGUCCUUGAGAAUGAGAAGAAAAUCAAGAAGACCUGAGUGUAUUUGUCCAGUAUAAAUUUUAGUUACACUCAUAGUAAUAACUGUGACUAUUUAGGUAAUCCUUAGAAAUUUUUCUGUCAUAGUGUUGAGUGAAUCAUCUAUUUUAUAUCCUUUAUAAUUUUACUUUUAUAAAUUCAAUUAAAUACAUCAGCAAACAAUUUGGUAUGAAGUUUUAGUAUUUUUUAAUUUAACCUGUAUAUUUUUAUGUGUGCUAGAAUUUGGCCUUUGUGUAUGCCUGUGUACAGUUACUGUGGAGGAGAGAAGAGGGACCAAAUUCCCUGGGACUGGAAUUCCAGAUGGUUUGAGAGACACCAUGUAGGUACCUGGAAUUUGAACCCAGAUCUUUUAGAAGAGCUCCUGUUCUUACCCCUGAACCAUCUUUCUACCUCCAGCUUUUAGUCUUAAUAGCUGGCCUAUUUUUGUUUUCUGUUGCUGUGACAGAGUAUCUUUUGAUUAACAUUUUGUGACAUUUUUUAAUCUCUCUCCUUUUCUUCUCUUUUCUUUUCUACUCCCUUCAGCUUGCGGUGGCUGUGUUAUAUUUCAAUGCUCCAUAAAAAGGAGCUUUCUAGAAACAAAUGACCUCUGUAGCUCAUCAGAUUAGUCCUAAGGCUUGGGGAAGAAAUUUCCUUCCUACUUUAAUUGUGAAUACAUAUUAAACCAAAGAAGAUUUCAAUUACUAAGUGUAUUGUUUUUAUCAGCAAAUUGAGGACCAUAUGUAUUGUGGGAUUUAUUUGUUUUUUAAGGUAGUGGCUCACUCUGAAGUUUCUUGUUACCUUAGACUUUGUAACUUGGCUUCUGCCUCCCAUGCAUAGGGUUAUAGGAAUGUGCCUUUGUCCUUUUCAUUUUUAUAAAUAAUAGAUUUCCUAACUUAUCAAAGAAAACAUUUUUCCUCCCAACUACCUCCCUUGAUCCUCUUCCCUACCCUCCUCUUUUUUCCUUCUCUCUCCCUCCCUGUCUCUGUCUGUAUGUUUGUGUGUGUCUCUCUCUCUCUCUCUCUCUCUCUCUCUCUCUCUUUCUCUCUCUCUCUCUCUCUCUCUCUCUCUCUCUCUCACUGGUUUUCCUGGAAUUCAAUCUGUAGACCAAGCUGGCCUGAAACUCAAGACAUUUAGCUGCCUUUGCCUCCCAAGUGCUGGUACCACUGCCUGGCCCAGAAAAUAUGAAAUUUUCAUGAAAAGGAAAUUAUGUAUGAUUCAUUUCUCCAGGUAAAUUGACCUUGUACUAAACCAAACUUCUUGGUUUUAGAGUAGUAUUUUUUUUUUCUUCCCCAUCUGAGGAAUAUUUCCUUUCUAUUUUUACCUCAGAAAUGGAUAGUGGUAAAGUUAGGGGAAAGCCUGCAGUUUCUUUUCCCUUGCAGUGCUGAUGGUUCACAGUACUUAGUGUAUUAGUUGUCUCUGGUUACCUAUAGCAUAAUAAAGUCAGUGGCUUAACACAUCUUGCAGGGUUUUUUCUUAGAAAUCAGAGCAGACUGACUGAAUUUUUAGUUUUAAAAUCUCUUACAAAGUGGCAGUCUGUGCUGAGCCUCGGGUAUCCUCUGAAGACUUGGUAUGAGAGAUUUGCUUUCAGAAUCAUGCCAUUUUUGGUAGAAUUUAGUUUAAGGCAUGCUGGACUGAGUGUCUUAUUUUGUGUCCUUCUGGCCAUAAGCAACUUGCUUCCAGACUGAAGAAGCAGUUUAUUGGUAGAGUGCCAGUCCAGCAUUCAAGAAACACUUCAUAAAACAAUGUGUAGUAGUUAGUAAUAGGUCUGUAAUCCCAGUAUUCAACAGGUAUCCAAUAAGGCAAAGGUAGGAUAAUCAUGAAUUUCAGGUUGUCCUUGGCUAUCUAAUGUUUUGAGGCCAGUCUGGCAUACACAACACCUGGUUUCAAAAAAGAAAAACAAA
Rattus norvegicus (Norway rat) is the source of this 10905-nucleotide messenger RNA. The record is from RefSeq and is a predicted model, not a curated record. NCBI's taxonomy places the organism in Eukaryota, Metazoa, Chordata, Mammalia, Rodentia, Muridae.